AGGCAGUUUAGUUUUUUAGUCUAAGUUAAUAAAGCAAAACAUUUAAAAUAGUUCCCCCAGAAGCAUUUCUGUGGGGCGUGAAGCUGCUUUUUAAAUUAGCUUCACAGUGUUGAAUUUAUUUCCUUCUCUGGAUCUCCACUGGGACAAUGGGUCCUGCCUGUAAAAAAAUUCAUUUGUUCCUAUAUUUGAUGGCCUGGUUGGUGAAUUUUGUUUUUUCAGAUUAUGCAUUUGGACAGAUGUCUGGCUGUUGUACUUACACUGAUAGUGAACAAACUACGUUUGAGUAUGAGAUAAGAUACACAUACAACAAAAAUUUACUUAUGCAGUACAACAGCACACAAGGCAACUGGAAAGGCUUUACAGAGUUUGGUGUUGAUAGGGCUAGAAUGUAUAAUGUCGAUCCUGAAGACGCCAAACUAAGGAAAAUCGAGCAGAUGAUUUUGUGUUCAGAAGGCGUAAAGUUGGCUAAAGACAUCAAAAGCAUGUAUGCUGCCCCAAGCCUCAAACUGUCUACAGUGAAGCAGUCCAGUCACACAGAGCCUGCAUUGCUCUUGUGCAGUGCUUAUAACUUCUAUCCACAGGAGAUUCAGAUGACAUGGUUACUCAAUGGACAAGAGGUGACCUCAGCUGUGACCUCCACUGAUAUCUUGUAUAAUGGAAACCUGUAUUACCAGAUUCACUCUUACCUGGAGCACAGGCCCAAGCCCGGAGAGGAAUUCUCUUGCAUGGUAGAGCAUGUGACCCUGCGAGAUCCACUGUUGAAGAUCUGGGAGCUCCACCCGCCCCUUCCUUGGUCAGAAAGAGUCAAAAUCGCUGUUGGAACAUUUUUUCUUGCUGUUGGUUUAACAGCACUGAUUACAGGAUUUAUCAAACAUAAGAAGGUCACAGCUGUGCUUUGCACAGUAAUGCAAGGACACAGGUUGGAACCAGUUGUGCAUGAAGAAGAAAGAAGAAAUUUAAACUAAACAAAGAAAAGAGUUAAACUCUACUUUGUAACAAUAACGGAGAUAAUCUGAGAGGUUUUACUACAUAAGCAACAAAGUCCUUGUGAGAGAAUCACAUUUGAUUUGUGUAAUAGUUGUGUAAUAACAAAUGCAUUUUAUAAACAUCACAAUAAACAUC
Messenger RNA from Periophthalmus magnuspinnatus, 1122 nucleotides. Its product is annotated as class II histocompatibility antigen, B-L beta chain-like. The record is from RefSeq and is a predicted model, not a curated record. NCBI's taxonomy places the organism in Eukaryota, Metazoa, Chordata, Actinopteri, Gobiiformes, Gobiidae. Gene Ontology annotation, biological process: positive regulation of T cell activation; peptide antigen assembly with MHC class II protein complex; antigen processing and presentation of exogenous peptide antigen via MHC class II. Bases 147 to 965 code for a protein of 272 amino acids. Gene Ontology annotation, cellular component: membrane; MHC class II protein complex. The transcript has 5 exons. Gene Ontology annotation, molecular function: MHC class II protein complex binding.